Messenger RNA from Ilex paraguariensis (yerba mate), 270 nucleotides. The record is from the annotation of a GenBank genome assembly. Lineage: Eukaryota; Viridiplantae; Streptophyta; Magnoliopsida; Aquifoliales; Aquifoliaceae.
AGAGAGAGAGAGAUGGGGAAGUAUCUGGAAAUUUUGGAUGUUGGGGUGAGAAUUGCAGCAAGAUUUCAUUCUCACUGUCCUCAAACGGCACGGUUGUACUACCACCCUCCGGCUAACCACGAUGACAACCACCAGCAGCAGGACGGCCCACAUGGCGGCUUCUUUGGUGGCAAAGCCGCCGGUGACGUCUCCGGUAGGGUUGGUGGUUUUGGGUCCAAAAAGGUCAUGGCCGUCGAUACUACUGAUUUCAUUCUUUAUUCUAUUGCCUGA